Microbotryum saponariae is the source of this 165-nucleotide messenger RNA. NCBI's taxonomy places the organism in Eukaryota, Fungi, Basidiomycota, Microbotryomycetes, Microbotryales, Microbotryaceae. The record is from the annotation of a GenBank genome assembly.
AUGGCUCUAUGCUCGGCAUCGAACGAGUGCCAGCGGUGUCAAAAUUCACGGCUUCAAUCGAAGACGUUCGGGCUCCGUCGCGCGUGGCCGCCCCCCAAUUGCGCGCUCCGUUUCCUGAGCCGAGCAAACACAAGAGACAAAGACAAACAUGCCCUCGAAAGAUAG